UUAUUAGCACUACAAAGGUUGUUUUGUGAGUUAGUUUAUCAUGCUAGUUUGCUAAUGCUAGCCUCUGGAGUGCUGUGUUUACACGCAGAGUUUUUACUUCCUGAUUUAAAGAGACUCUGGAAUUAGUGACAUUUCUGAAGCUGAUGAACAUGUGAGGAAACUGCAGUGUUAAGAUUGACACAGAUCUAACCCUCGAGUCUGAAGAUGCCUGGAGUGGCUACAGGAGUGAAGGAGCUUUACCUCUCCACCUCACUGGGAGAGCUGAACAAAAAGGCCGAGAUCAAGCCGGAGAAAGUCAACACCAGACACUAUGUUCAGAGUGCGUGUAAGCUCUUUAAGGCGGCGGAGGAGUGCCGCCUGGAACGAGACGAGGAGAGAGCCUACGUCCUCUACAUGAAGUACCUGACUGUCUAUGACUUCAUCAAGAAAAGGCCGGACUUCAAACAGCAGCAGGAUUACUUCAUGUCCAUGCUCGGAUCGUCCAGCUUUAAGAAGGCUGUCGAGGAGGCGGAGAAACUCUCUGAGAGCCUGAAACUCAGGUAUGAGGAGGUGGAGGUGAGGAAGAAGCUGGAGGAGAGAGAGAAGAGAGAGGAGAAGGAGAGACGAGAGCAGAAAGCGGAAAAGGACAAAGAACGCACCUCACCCAACACCAUUGAGGGCAGAAAGGACAGCAAAAAGGCUAAAGAACAGAACGAACUGAAGAGUGUGAUUUCACCAGCGCCCCUGAGUGGAGGCGUUAGUGCUGAGCAGUUGUACACUAUGAUGACGGACCCUAACCUGAGUGUGUUAGUGAUGGACACUCGAAAACAAGUUGACUUCGAGAAGUCGCACAUGACGGUGCCCAAUCAAAAGUUAAUCAGUGUUCCUGAGGAGGCCAUCAGCCCCGGGAUCACAGUGAAUCAGAUCGAGGUGAAGCUACCUUCAGAGUCUCUCCCUCAGUGGAAGCAGCGCGGCUUUGCUGAUUACAUCAUCCUGCUGGACUGGUCCAGCUCCGUCACUGACCUGAAACUGGGCACGACUUUACAGAGCCUGAAGGAUGCGCUCUACAAAUGGGACAGUGUGACGAUCCUGCGCACGGAGCCUCAGGUUCUAGAGGGAGGCUUUGAGAACUGGCUGCUUUAUUAUCCCAUGUUCACCAGCAACGCCAAGAUCAAACCCCCGCGCCAACACUCUCAAACACUGGUACCAGAGUUGAAUUUCAGCUACCCGUGUCUGGAGGAGACUCCGCCCAAACCUGUAGAAGUGUGUGUGAGGGACGGUGCAGAAGAUGUUCAGUCUAAUGGCUCCGUGGACGCAGAUAUAAACAGCAAGCCUGCUGGCCCCGAUACACACACUCACACUCCCUCACCGAGCACACAGCCAACGCCCGCGCCGGGCGCCACCAGUGUGUCCAGUCCAAAGCAGCCUGCAGCUACGGCAAAGACAAUACCACAGUUCGACCGAUCGACCAAGCCUAUGGUGAAACCCUCAGAAGGCGCAAAGCAGAGCCCCGAGGGUGCAGCCAAAGACGGCGGGCCCAAAGACCCAAAGUCCAAAGAAGUCGUGGCUAAAGAUGGACCAGUUUCCACGGUAACCAACGGUCCAGUGAUUCCGGAUCGUUCGGGCAAGCCGAACCUGGAGAAUAAGAAAGAGAAAGAAGAGGAGGAGAAACGACAGAGAGAGGAGCAGGAGAAGAAGAAGGAAGAGGAGGAGGAGAAGAAGAGGAAGCUGGAGCGCCAGAAGGCGGAGGAGAAGGAGGAGAAAGCGGAGGAUGGAGACGAGAAGGGGAGAAGAGGAGCGAAGGAUCAGGCGCUGGACGCUCAGCUUAAGAGCAUGUCUCUGGAUUCUCCUAGACCCCAUACCGCUGUCUCUGAUGUAAAGGGGGCGCCUCUGACCCGUACUCGGAGUGAGGAUAUAGGAAGGGCGGUGCCUGGUCUCCCUGAGGGCUGGACAAAGUUCCUAGACACAGUCACCGGGACGUAUCGUUAUUAUCACUCCCCCACCAACCGUGUGCACCUUUACCCCCCUGAGGUCACCCCCCCGGCCACGCCUCCAGCCACACCCUCCAAGCCUAAAGCGCGUCCUGAGACAUCAGAGAAGGAGAAGGAAAAAGAGAAGGAGCAAGAGAGGGAGAGGGAGAGAGAGCAGUCCAAACUGAAGCGCUCAUAUUCCUCCCCUGAUAUCACACAGGACCUGAACGCAGAGGAAGCCAGAAAACCCACACACACACCCACAGUGAACAGAGAAACCAAACCUGUGACUGCCACUUCCUACGCUAAAGCCGAGAUCGCUCGUCCGUCUGCCGCCAAGAUCCGGACCAUGAACCCGGUGUUUGGGGGACUGGGUCCGUGUCUCACAGGCCUCCGGAAUUUAGGGAACACCUGCUACAUGAACUCGAUCCUGCAGUGUUUGUGUAACACCCCGUUCAUGGCUGAUUACUUCAACAGGAACCACUACCAGGACGACAUCAACAGGUCGAACAUCCUGGGCCAUAAGGGCGAGGUGGCCGAGGAGUUCGGUGCGAUUAUGAAGGCGCUGUGGUCGGGUCAGUUUAAGUACAUCAGCCCUCGGGACUUCAAGAUCACCAUCGGUAAAAUUAACGACCAGUUCUCUGGAUACAAGCAGCAGGACUCUCAGGAGCUUCUGCUGUUCCUGAUGGACGGCUUACACGAGGAUCUCAACAAGGCGGACAACCGUAAGCGGUGGAAGGACGAGGCGUCGGAUUCGAUGGAUGAUGUCAGCGCGGCGAAGUGGGCGUGGCAGAAGCACACGCUGCUGAAUGAAUCCAUCAUCGUGAAGCUGUUCCAGGGUCAGUUCAAGUCCACACUGCAGUGUCUGAGCUGCCACCAUCGUUCUCGCAACUUCGAGCCCUUCAUGUACCUCUCACUGUCACUCGCCUCGUCCUACAAGUGCUCUCUACAGGAGUGUUUGAAGCUCUUCUCCAAGGAGGAGAAGUUGACGGAUGGUGAUAAGGUGUACUGCCCCCACUGUAAAGCUCAGAGGGAGUUCACCAAGAAGCUGGAGAUCUGGAAGCUUCCGCCCAUCCUGCUCGUACACUUAAAGCGGUUCUCAUAUGAGGGCCAGUGGAAGCAGAAGCUCCAGACCUCGGUGGAUUUCCCACUGGAGAACCUGGACCUGUCCCAGUACGUCAUCGGGCCGAAGACCGGCCUGAAGAGAUACAACCUGUUCGGCGUGUCUAAUCAUUACGGAGGUCUGGACGGGGGUCACUACACGGCGUACUGUAGGAACGCCAUCCGGCAGAACUGGUAUAAAUUCGACGAUCACGAGGUGUCGGAAAUCUCCACAUCCUCAGUCAAGUCGUCCGCCGCCUACAUCUUCUUCUACUCCGCUCUCUGAGGCCACGCCCACCCGGACCACCACGCCCGAGUCCCGACUGACCCGAGAGCCCUCAGAGCUGCUGUGGGUGGAGCUUAAAGCCCCGCCCGAUGAAGCUGUUGAAGGGUGUUUUGAUGAGAAUGUGAAAGAUGUGAAAUUCUCCCCGUCUCUCUCUCUCUCGCUCUGUCUCUGUCUCUCUCUGUAGUGAAAUCUCUUAUCUCUGACUGAAAGGGGCGGAGCUUUCUCCCCGUCCGCUGUCGUUCUGCCUUUGGCCACUGAUGACGUUUGGGACACGCCGUCCUAAGCGCAGUUUGAUCUUCCGAUUUUGAGAAAGAACUCACGAUCUCAUGUACUGAUUAUAGAGACGCGUCCCGUCUCGCUUUGUUUUUUUUUUUCUUUUGGAAAUUUACAUUUGAAGUAACCAAUUCCUGUCCAUGAGUAAACGAGUCGCCCGUCUGUCUCUCACCGCGGCGAUUUCCAUACGUUCUGUGCUCUUACUGUUGUCCCACGUCCUCCUGCAGGGGUUGUGACGGUAACAAUACUAACCUUAAUUAUCCUAUGCACGACAUCUAUAACCAGACGCCGCUCUCAUUUCUCUAUGUAUCCAUUAACACUACACCCUAUGUAGUGCACUAUAUGUCCAUUAGAUUUCCCCGCCCCUCCUUAAGCUCCUCCCACCACCCACACAUCACGCCUCAUCUAAAAUACACCUGUGGUUUUGUUUUAUACAAACAGCAGGUCUCCUGAGAUAAAUAAACCACGCCCUCCUGUCGAGCGUUUGGAUCAGUGCCUCCCUGUUCCUCACCUUCACCUGUAAUUACUCUGAGCCACCCGUUGUUUUUGUUUACGAUGUCUUAUAGAGCUGAGCUCGUUAUAACUCAUUAUCUUGGUAUUUACCUAUUUGUCUGUCAUUCAUCUUUCUGUCUGUCUGUCUGCUUCAUGUUUAUAAUCAAAUACAGUGAUCUCUCUCUCUCUCACACACACACACAAAUGAAUAUGCUGUACAUUCUAACAUUUAUUUAUAUCUACACGCUAGUCUAGCUGUGCUAAUCUCCACGUAGCUUAGCAAAGUAACGAACUCCUUUAGCAGAUAUAGGAGGUGGAUGAGUGGAGCGAACGCACGGUUGCGUCCUGAAGUUUAACUGCACUACUGACACGACACACAUCAUCACUACCACGUAAACCUGCGAGGAUGAUAAAAACUAAACAGGAAACCGAACAGGACCUGCAGUUUUCACUCCGACGUCCCAGUGGGAAUUCCUCACACACUUACAUCACACACAUCUCUUUCCCAGCCACACACUGACGAUUUUCCCUUCCUUCUUUCUAAGGACCCUAAAGGUCUUUACAUUUUUUGUCGUCUCUAGUGUCUUUCAUUUUCUUUUUCCAGGUCCCUAGUUUUUUCCCUUUGUCUCUAGGGUUCCCGCUUGCUUUCUUGUUCGUCUCUGAUGUCUUCAUUUGUGUCUAGGGUGUCUUUUAUCUCCUUGUUUCUAGUGUCCCUAGUUUGUCGUCUUCCUCUCAUUUUCCUGCGUUCUCUCGCUCCCUGGUGUCUUUACUCCUCUGCAGGUCCCUGGAUUACCUAAAAACGUCUCGCUCGGUGUUACGUAACUAAUUCCUCAGGACCGCAGAUCUGAGCUGAGGGACGCCGCUGGUUUUAAUAUCAGGAGUUGGUUCAGUCAGACUGCUGGACCUGAUUGUUGUGUCAAUUAUUAUUAUAAUUUUUUUGCCUCCACACACUUACAUGUACACACAAAAUGGGAGGAGCUAGUUAAGCCCCACCCAUUCAUGUUUAUUUCAGGAAAUCAUGUUUCUUUGAGAAUUAAACACUAACCUGAACUUUGGUCAGUGGUUUUAAAUCAUGAAACAUCAAACACAAGUCAUCACCCUUUACUGCCGGCUGGCAUCACACACACACACACACACACACACAAAAGAUUUGUCAGUGUUAGAGAUGGAUCACUCAGUGGACCGUAUACUCACGUGUAGUUAAUCAGCUGUGAUAAUAAUAAAGCGAAUCAAACACUCA
Molecule: messenger RNA, 5341 nt
Organism: Clarias gariepinus (North African catfish)
Lineage: Eukaryota; Metazoa; Chordata; Actinopteri; Siluriformes; Clariidae
Gene: usp8
Product: ubiquitin specific peptidase 8
Exons: 19
Coding region: 205-3336 (1043 amino acids)
Biological process (GO): protein K63-linked deubiquitination; Ras protein signal transduction; protein K48-linked deubiquitination
Cellular component (GO): cytosol; extrinsic component of endosome membrane; extrinsic component of plasma membrane
Molecular function (GO): cysteine-type deubiquitinase activity
Source: RefSeq, a predicted model, not a curated record